CGGGCGCGGGCUCGCGGCGCGCGGCGUCUGAACUGGACCUGACAGCCAUGGGGGUCGACACGGCGGCUCCGCAGCGCACCUUGCAGCUGGAGGGCGCGGGCGGCGAGGGGCGGGGGCCGGCGAACAACAAUGCGGAGGGCGCCGCCGCCAGCCCGCCGCGCGACGACAACGACAACGCGCAGCUGCCCUCGCCCAGGGGCACGCAGCUCACGCCCUCAGAGGCACUGAAGCUGUACGGCACGCGGCUGUCGGAGUGGGAGCGCGCGGAGAUCCGCAAGUACCCCGAGCUGUGGUACCUGGGGCUGGAGGCCAACAAGGUGCAAGCGCGCACUGACCUGCCCAAUAACUGCGGUUUCGACGAUGAGAACGGCAGCUACACCAAACAAAUCCACGACCACAUAGCGUACAGGUACGAGAUACUAGAGGUGAUAGGGAAGGGCUCAUUUGGCCAGGUCAUAAGGGCGAUGGACCACAGGACGGGCAACCAGGUGGCCAUCAAGAUCAUCAGGAACAAGAAGCGGUUCCACCACCAGGCGCUGGUGGAGGUGCGGGUGCUGGACCACCUGCGGCUCAAAGACCGGGAGCAGACGCACAACGUCAUACACAUGCUCGACUACUUCUACUUCAGGAAUCAUUUGUGCAUCAGCUUCGAGCUGAUGAGCAUAAACCUGUACGAAUUGAUAAAGAAGAACAACUACCAGGGGUUCAGCCUGUCCCUCAUCCGGCGGUUCGCCAGCUCGCUGCUGCGCUGUCUGCGGCUGCUUGAGGCUGAGAACAUCAUACACUGCGACUUGAAACCUGAGAACAUCCUGCUGAAGGCGCGAGGCAGUUCCUCCAUCAAGGUGAUUGACUUCGGCAGCUCGUGCUACACGCACGCGCGCGUCUAUACCUACAUCCAGUCGCGCUUCUACCGCAGCCCUGAGGUCAUCCUCGGCCUGCCCUACGGCACGCCCAUCGACAUGUGGAGUAUGGGCUGCAUCCUGGCGGAGCUGCACACGGGGUACCCGCUGUUCCCGGGGGAGAACGAGGCGGAGCAGCUGUCCUGCAUCAUGGAGCUGCUGGGCCCGCCGCCGCCCGACCUGCUGCUGCACGCCACUAGGAAGAGGCUGUUCUUCGACUCAAAGGGCUCCCCGCGCGUGGUGACGAACUCGAAGGGUCGCAAGCGGCGGCCGGGGUCGCGGACGCUGUCCACGGCGGUGCGCAGCGACGACCCCGCCUUCCUGCACUUCCUGCAUCGCUGUCUAGAAUGGGACCCGAAGCGACGCAUCACGCCGACGGAGGCGACGCGGCACGAGUUCGUGACGGGCAUGGCGCUGUCGGCGGCGCCCGCGCAGCCCCGCGCGCCGCCCCGUGCCCGCGCCCUGCUGCACUCCCAGUCCGCGGGCGACGUCGCCGCCAUGCUGGGCCGCGCGUGACACGACCCCUGAGCCCGCCUCGGCUCCUCACCCCUAUAGUAGACAACUGUAGAACCUUUUUUUUUUAAUGAACCCGCUUUUACGGAUUUCAGCAGGGUAUCUUCCGACUAGUUCACCCGAUGGUGCAGGUAAAUGCUUGCUGGGAGAACGGAAGAAUAAGAUCCGUAAAAGUUAAUUUGUUUGUCGAAUUUCUUGUAGUAAGGUGAGCGCAGCUGGACGCACCAAACGCGCUGGAGUUGCCGCAUAUUAUUUCGUAUUCAACGCAGCUAAUAAGUGCGGCUAGAUCUGCGGUCAUCUUAAUUCUUAGGGCACAGAGGAUGACACUUUUUUAGUCUUCGCUUAUAUUAUUCUCUGUGUUGCGCUAUUCCUGAUAUUAUACAAUUCAGAUUUGUGAUGAAAUAUUGACGACAUCCAUAGGUGGCGUCCACAUCCAGUGCCGUACUUGUAAUCUGGGAAUAGUGUCGUUCUUCUAGUAUCUAUAUCUCGAGGCACUAAUAUUGUCUUACAUUAGAACUCGCCGUCAAGGUAGAUCAUCUAGAAAUUUCUACUUUUACCUCACCUCGGGUAUUCGUAUUCCGAAUGUCUCCGCUUUAUAAGCCAACUCGAAUUUAUUAACUUUCUCGCGAGUAAACUUGACUCUAUUGUAUCUGAUUUCUAUCUGGCCAUUUGGAAUCCUGGCAGAUUACGCAAUGACUAACCAGCUCGGAAAUGCGUCGACCUAAAUGCACGCAGUUGUAGGUGCCAUUCCACCGUUUAAAAUCAAAACCAAUGUUUCGCAAAGCUCUAAAGUUUCGAGCUUUGCGAAACAUUGGUUAAACUAUAUUAAUGUUGCAAAUGCAACGAUUAUGUUUUACUACAUACAAAAAGUACUUAAGAGUACGACUAACCCAAAAAAUCAAACAUCGUCCUUCUCUCUUCACACUCACGCCCAUCUUUCAUAGGCCAGGUGAAAAAGGCUCGAUUUAAAUGGGCCCGCGCGAUCGUGCUGUUUGGCUACAGCAUACAUCACAAGCCGCUAUUUAAAUAAAUCGUUACAUUUAA
Aricia agestis (brown argus) is the source of this 2456-nucleotide messenger RNA. RefSeq names its product dual specificity tyrosine-phosphorylation-regulated kinase 2 (gene Dyrk2). Gene Ontology annotation, biological process: peptidyl-serine phosphorylation; peptidyl-threonine phosphorylation. The transcript has 9 exons. The coding region runs from base 48 to 1415 and encodes 455 amino acids. Gene Ontology annotation, cellular component: nucleus. Gene Ontology annotation, molecular function: ATP binding; protein serine/threonine kinase activity; protein serine/threonine/tyrosine kinase activity. The record is from RefSeq and is a predicted model, not a curated record. NCBI's taxonomy places the organism in Eukaryota, Metazoa, Arthropoda, Insecta, Lepidoptera, Lycaenidae.